AUGCUCUUCAUUACUGUCGUUUUUGCAGCGUUUUUUGCUUUAACUUUUGCUGAAGCUCCUCGCGCGACGGGGCUUCGACCCAAAGGCCGGCCAAAUGAUAUUCGGAGAGCCCCACCAAACCUAAACUAUGACAAGGAUCUGCUCGAAAAUCCCGAUCUCCCUCGAGCUAAGGGCUUCCGGAAAGCGUCCGCGCGGCCCGUCGUGUUUCAGACACCGACAAAUCGACCACGGCCGCGCCAAAACCUUGCCCCUCCAAGGCAAAUGAGGCCGCAGCCUGGGUUUCCGGCUAUGAUGGGCGUGCGGAUGGCGCCGCAGCAAGUUCGAGGACAACCAACUGCCCCGGCACAUCAGAUCCCCGUGUUCGUCCCAAUGCUUCCAAUGCCGAUGCCAUCCCAAGUGGCCACCCAGGCUUCUCACUUGGAGCCGAUGGCGCUAUCGGAAGUCUCGACCCAUAGGAUACCCACGCUUCAGGACCUCGGAUUCGCGACAAUAGCUCUUCCUACCUUGCCGCCACUCACGAUGCCCCCUUCGUUCCAACGUCUCAUGGGCAUCACCACGACAUCGAAACCAAAACCACAGGGCAACAGCAUCGUGAUGACGCCAGACGAGUAUGAGAAGCUACGAUCAGGAGCUUAUGGAACAAAGACAUCGACAGAUGAUGAAGACACCUCGUCGGCGGGGAGAUCUCCACCAGCCAAAUUGCGAUCAGUGGCCGAGCGAUUGCCCGAUACUCCAUCAAGUCGAGGUUCAGCCGAGACCCCUGAAACUGACGCCGACUGGAUGGUUCCGCUU
Messenger RNA from Mesorhabditis spiculigera, 792 nucleotides. The record is from the annotation of a GenBank genome assembly. NCBI's taxonomy places the organism in Eukaryota, Metazoa, Nematoda, Chromadorea, Rhabditida, Rhabditidae.